This is a messenger RNA of Sphaerulina musiva SO2202, 486 nucleotides long. RefSeq lists its product as uncharacterized. The transcript is spliced from 4 exons. The record is from RefSeq and is a predicted model, not a curated record. Lineage: Eukaryota; Fungi; Ascomycota; Dothideomycetes; Mycosphaerellales; Mycosphaerellaceae. Bases 58 to 306 code for a protein of 82 amino acids.
GACUCACUCAGUUCAAACAUUCCUCCCUACGUUUAACACAACCAUUAUCCGGUCGCAAUGCACUUUCUGCGAGUGUUGUCCCUGUCUAGCCUCGUGGCUCUGGCCGCUGCUGCGCCGCUAGCGUCCAAAUCUGAGAUUGCCGCUCGCGAUACCUCUGGUGACUUGACCGGUCGCAGCCUGACUCUCCUAGAGAGAGCCGAUGAAAUCGAACCCGACAAGAAGAAGAAGCAAAAGCCUGCUGGCUACUUUGGCGGCCGCAGCACGACCCCUCCGGAAAGUGCCGAUGAAGUCCAAUUUGAUGAGUAGCUGGACUCCUCGCUGGUGACUGCCCAGGCAGACGAUACGGAGUAUGUUCGUAUGCGUGUUCUGCAGGAGGGACGAAAGUCAAGCGACGUUUUCGAUUGGCAUGGCUCGAACAGUGAAGCACGAGGCGAGGAGAGGAUGGGCCAAGGGGGAUUCCUGGAACUUGAGUAGCCGAGGUGGAUA